UCCCCUUAGACUAGUGUACGCCUCACAGUUUGGAAAACGCUGCUUUAGUAUAUUGUCGUCUUGUUCCGCGAACGUUCUUUGCCUUUAGCCAAUAAUAUCUACAUAUUGAUUGUAUUGUGUGUUUGUGCUGCAUUCGGAUCGGAUAAAUAGUAUGGAUCUCCGGAUUUAAAGAGAAAUUACGUAUAUCCUAGUCAUCCGUCGCCGAUACCGGCGUUUCAGAUGCCCGGCCAAUACAGUCCGAAAUGCAUUCCGUUGCAGGUAUUUAUUGUGAUCUGUUCUGAUAGCAUCCAUUCAUUUGAUUGGCUGAUGCGGUGUUCGUAUGUGUUUUGUAUUUUUGUCCGUUUCAUCACGUUUGCGUUUAUUCAGGACCUGAAAAGCUCGACGACACACAUGAGCCCGUUAUCGGUGAGGGCUUCAUCCAGAACGCAGGAUUCGUCCUUCAUCCAAGACCCCGACGAAUCGGUAGUGAAAAUCAGUUCGAUGUUUCCCACCGUGUCCGAAACGCAUAUCCGUUUGCUUCUCAAAAAGUAUCACAAUCGAGAGGCUGUCGUGAUUAGCGCUUUGCAAGUGGAGAAGCAUCCAAUUGCCACGCCGGGUCCUUUCGCAACGCCACCUCCGACGAGGAGCGCGAACGCACCUUUGUACAUGUCUACACCACCUCUGGGGUUACGCAGUUACUCCAGAACGAGCAGUCCGAUUCUAAAGACUUGCAGUUCCAUCGCUAAUAACUCUGUGUGCGAAGCUUACCGCAACUCGCCCAGACCCCAUUCCUCGCCCAAACUCAAGCUAAGAUACAUGAAAUCCAUUUUUCCGAAAGCCGAGGAGACGGUCAUCCUGGACGUCCUUGCCAACAAUGAGAACAACAUCCAGAAGACGUCCGAAUGCCUGAAGGGCAUGGGUUUCGUCAAGAAGGAUCCGGCCAAACUGAAGCAGGAGCUCGAGGAUAAGGCCAAAGAGAGGGAGGAGCAGCAGCAAAUUGCCAAAGCGGAUUCUCCGCCGCCGAUGCCAAAGAUAAAGACGCAACAGGAGAAGGACAGCGUUAAGCUCAAUCUGCUGGACUCGUACAGCGACAUCCCGGAGCACGUCAUCGGGAUGGCACUGGACAGCGUCCACUUCGACGAAGAUCGUGCCAAACAGAUUUUGGACAUCAUGGUUCAAGAAGAUAAUAAGAUCAAGGAGAACAACAGGAAGGAUCAGGUGGAGGACGAGGUUAUCGAGGUCACCUUCUUAACCGUCGUCAAUAACGUGGCCUCGUCGCAGAGCAGGCAAUCGCUCAAGUCGCUGCUCAAAGAGAAGCAGGACAACAGCAAAACUAUCUACAACAGAGUGAUCGAGGAAAACAGCAUGAAUAAUUCCGAGUACAAGUCGUCCAAUUUAUCCAGCACCAACGGAUGCAAUCCCGAUUUUGCAAACGGCGCCAACCAAAAACUGCUGCUCGAAGACUACGUGAACUGGCAAGGACCGAAUCCGAAGUUGUCGAAUGGACCAAACAGGAGUCUGCUAUUACCGAGACGCGAAGCGUACAAAGCGAGCGGUGCAAAUCCGGAUCUCUGCAAGGGUCCGGUCUUCGGUCUUGCCAAAGGUAGUAUUUUCUCGCAGCUCAAGAGCAUGGCCAUAGGGGAAUCCCGCGGCAAAUAACUCAAUUGCAGCAUUCUUUAAUAAGUUCAUUAUUUUUUUUCUUGAUUCUCUCAUAUCUCCACCAUUUACUAUCUAUCUAUCAGAUUAUAUUUACGUAUUGUUGAAUCUUUAUUAUUACUAUUAUUAUAAUUGCAGUAUUAUUUGUAAUCUAUAUAAAUUUCAUUAAGGUGCCAAAUAGUAUUUAGUGAUUACCGUUUUUGUUAUCGAUUAAGUUUUUAAUUCCAUUCUUUUUUAAUUUUUGUUUGUUGAACUUGCGAAGUAAUGAUGUUUUUAGAGAAACGUAGAUUUAGAGAGUAAAUCCCUGCCACACAUAUCUGAACAAGUACCUGUUUGUUUUAUCAAUGAUAAUAAUUUAACAAAAAAGAAGAGAUAGUUUUCUUUGAAUUGAAUUUAGUUUAAUGAAAAAUUUGGAGACUAGUUUUUGGAUGUUUACACAACUGAAUUUGGGCUGAAGGAUCACGUGGAAAGAAGGUAUAUUGGCAUUCUUUUUGUUAUUCCGUUAAAACUUUUUCUGUUCGAAAUAAUUCAAAUUAUAUAAUUAUAAUGUGUAGUUGAUCAAUUGAUAAUUUCAGUGCAAUUUUAGUUCCUAGUGUACUUUAGUUUAGUUUUAUCUUUAGAUUCGUUUAGUGAAGGAACAUCUCGACCGGUUAGCUCCCAAGUAAACGCCAAGCAUAGUAACUUGAGAGAUUAUUGAACUAUCUGCAAAUAUAACUAGUUCAAAAUAGCUCAAGAAACUGUCUUCGUGUAAAACGCAGAGGUUGCAAGUCGAGGAGUUUCUCAAGGCUGUGGGAUAAUGAUUAUGUUGUCGUGAACUGAAUGCCGCCCAUGUAGUCAUCUUCUAUGAUACUACUACAAAAAAA
This is a messenger RNA of Nicrophorus vespilloides, 2498 nucleotides long. RefSeq lists its product as uncharacterized. Gene Ontology annotation, molecular function: ubiquitin binding. Bases 220 to 1638 code for a protein of 472 amino acids. The transcript has 5 exons. The record is from RefSeq and is a predicted model, not a curated record. Lineage: Eukaryota; Metazoa; Arthropoda; Insecta; Coleoptera; Silphidae.